Pocillopora meandrina is the source of this 2044-nucleotide messenger RNA. The record is from the annotation of a GenBank genome assembly. Lineage: Eukaryota; Metazoa; Cnidaria; Anthozoa; Scleractinia; Pocilloporidae.
AUGGCUGAUGCAGAUGUAUUGGACUUCAAGAGGUUGUUAUCAUACCACCACUGGUGUUUUGCUUGGUACAGUUUCCUGAACCUUCUUGACAUAAAGUAUGAAGAAGGUUUUUGUUGUGCCAUCUGUGGCAAAGAUAACAGUCUGCACUUUGUCAUUUGUGAUGCUAAAGCACUAUCCUUCAGACAAGAGCUUUGUACUUCUCUGAAGUCUACUUAUUCAUCACAGAGUCCAUCCACUGAACCACGAGAAACAGGAAGAUAAGUUGCUAUUUAUGCUUAUGUUUUUUUUUAAAAAUAUUUUAUGCAUCAUUUAUCUUAUUAUUUUGGUUCCCAUUAUGAUUCAAGGAGUUCUAUUUUAGAAUGUGAGCAUGAUAUAAUAUAUUAAUCUGUCAAUGCGAAGACUAUGACUUGAUUCAGUUUGAUUACCGAUUAAUAUAAUAAUUUUAAAUAUUUUUAAUCCUUCACCUUGGGCUGGCACCUUGUCGUGGUGGUGAAGCUUGUGUGUCUCAUUUACCCUGCAAAGACCUUGGAAUGAGGUCUUCUUUCUGGAUCAGGUGAGGGGUUGAGACCAGACUAAGACCAGCUCCAGUUCCUUCUACAUUCCACUGGGAUAGACUUUGAAUGUGUCUAAAUAUCGCCUGUUUUUAUUUGCCUUAUUUGUAGAGAUCUGCAUUUAGGCUAACUAAUUAAUAUUUUAUGACAUCACUAGGCAUCGUGACAGGGUUUACCUUGCUGAAAAACAUGUGAGGCAGAUGGUGGAUCAAGUAGACCGUGAUGUUAGCAAGGUUACAUUACACAGUAAUGACCUCUUUACAGCUGGAGUUGCAGCGUUGUGCACCUGCCUUGGGUAGUUUUCUUUCCUGGAACAUUUCGUUCUGUAGAUCUGAUGUCUCUUUUCCAACACCCAUCACUGGACUUUUCAAUGCAUUAGGAAAAGCUUCCCCGGUGUGUGCACUUCUCCCCCAAUUGGACUCCUUGGAAACAUUUUACCGCAGACUCAUCGGCAACGGACCAGUCGAGCAGUGUCCUGAAGACAUGCUUCUACUCCAGCAAACUUUUCUCCUCCUGUUUAACAUAGUUAGCAUUGUCGAGGGAGAUCAGCUUCUUGAGACCUUGAAUAAAGGGGUAAGUUUCUAAAGAAACUGUGGUGCUGCGUUGGUGGGAGAGUAUAGCAGGUAAUUAAGUGUUAACAACUGGUUUGAAAACGUAAAUUAGCUACCGUAAAGGGUAAAAAAGCUGACGUUUCGAGCGUUAGCCCUUCGUCAGAGCGAUUAGAGGAAUUGUGGGUCGUGUGUGGAUUUAUAUGCAGAAAGUGUAGCUACGCCAUUGGUGGGAAUAUGGUGACGAGAAAACAGGAAUAAAUUAGUUGAAUGAAAAGCGCUCGUUGAUUCCGUGGGGAUUAAGGGUGCCGAUUUGGAAUAUAAAUUUUUGUUCUAGUGUUUUACGGCUUUCCGAACUGCCUAGAUGUAAGGAAAGGCCGCAAACUGCCAUAUGCUGUUUAGAAUGAUUAGGAAGAUUAAAGUGUCUAGCGACUGGUUUGGAUGCGUCCUUGUCAUUUCUUUCCACAUCGCGAAGGUGUUCUCGGAAUCGAUCACCCAGUCGUCUUCCUGUUUCGCCGAUGUAUAACUUAUUGCAAUAAGUGCAAGUUAUGCAGUAAAUAACAUUGGCGGAGGUUCACGUAAAGUGAUCAAUGAUCUUAAUGAAUCUUUUGGGUCCCGAUAUUUUCUCUACGUUAUGAAUGAAAGGACAAGUUUUGUUAACACUUAAUUACCUCUUGAGACCUUGACUGCAUUUAUUACUGACCUGUUGGAAAAAGGAAAGUCUCCGUUCAGCAGAAAUGGAUCAAUACCAGAUGCUGUGCAACUGGAUGUACACCGCACAUACGAUGUAGAUACUAUCCUUGCCUGCCUGUGGUAAGAAGUCGUGGUGACUAUUGCCUAGAUGACACAACUCCAAACAUCUGCGCAAAGAGGAGUACUCGACACCCAUCCUUACUUCCUGGAGUUUUCUUAGUGCACUGUAAACACGGUACAAUAAUGUUAUGA